Messenger RNA from Caenorhabditis briggsae, 510 nucleotides. Gene Ontology annotation, biological process: regulation of DNA-templated transcription. The record is from RefSeq and is a predicted model, not a curated record. The transcript is spliced from 4 exons. Gene Ontology annotation, cellular component: nucleus. Lineage: Eukaryota; Metazoa; Nematoda; Chromadorea; Rhabditida; Rhabditidae. Gene Ontology annotation, molecular function: DNA-binding transcription factor activity. The coding region runs from base 1 to 510 and encodes 169 amino acids.
AUGUGGUUCAACGGGAGACAGUCCCGUUUCCUGGAAACGGAGUCCGGAAUCGCAGUCAUGCUGGAGAACUACGACAUCUACAACAGCUACAAGCCAAUUCGGCAACAGUUACCACCAAACUCAAAUUUUGAUCCUAAUCGUGAAUUCAAUGACAGAUUGUUCAAAGAAAGGAACUAUAUCAUCUAUCAUCCAAAGGGUAUUCGUACUGGAAAGGAAUGGGCAAAGAGUAAAGUGAGAUUUCAUAUCCGCAUCACUUCUAACCCAAGGCUGUUGGAUAGUCUAACUUCACUUCUAAAUGCCAAAACUGUUUACUGCACUACUCUUCUGAUUAAUCAGAUGAGAAAGGACAAUAACGGUGUAAUCCAGACGGUUUUCUCCACUGAGUUCUGCUUCGAGUGUUUGCGGUUUCAAACUCAAUUCGAAAAAGUACCAUUGGUCUUGGAUGAAAUAACAUUGGAGAGCGACUCAGGCGACAAUGAGAGCGGAGAAGGGACUAGUUCUAGCGGAUAA